This is a messenger RNA of Brassica oleracea var. oleracea, 686 nucleotides long. RefSeq lists its product as uncharacterized. The transcript is spliced from 4 exons. NCBI's taxonomy places the organism in Eukaryota, Viridiplantae, Streptophyta, Magnoliopsida, Brassicales, Brassicaceae. The record is from RefSeq and is a predicted model, not a curated record. Bases 6 to 467 code for a protein of 153 amino acids. Gene Ontology annotation, cellular component: nucleus. Gene Ontology annotation, biological process: regulation of cell cycle.
AGGAGAUGGCGAAACCAAAGAGAGACGAACUGAAUCAAAUCCUUUCUAGUUAUCUCAACACCAUUAACGAUACUCUCCAGUUGUUCAAGCACUCACCGCCUCCGACACAAGUCAAAAUAAACUGGAACGAUGUACUUCAGAUGUCUGAUCACCUCUCCAGACAAGCCACCAUAGUGGGAAUGCUAUGGACUGGAGAACCUCCAAAAGCUGAAGCAUUGAAAGAGACAAUGGAGUCAUACUACAACACCCUUCAAGGAUUCUUGCUGCUUUGCCAUGGAAGCAUGGUUGGUGCUGGUCCUACACUUUCUUCAUCCAUACAAGCCUCUGUGAAGCAGAUUGUUGAUUCCAGCUUCAAGUUGCUGCAUGAUUCUGUCUCCUUAUACGAUUCAAUAUUCAAAUCUUGGAGCACAGUAAAGAUUUGUUCAACGUCGUUGGACUCCAUGGCUUUGUCUAGACGAGUCUUGUGAAGCUUCAGGUUUGUCGCUCUUUGACUCAGAGGACCCUUUCAAGAUCAUGUAAAGUUGCAUUUGCCCCUGAUUUAAGCUCGCUAGUUUCGUUGUCACUUUUGUUGUUGUUGUUGUUUUAAACAGCUCCGCAGAAUGUUCUUAAGCUACUGCAUCGAUACAAAGGAGAUGUAGCCGUCCUUGUCCGUCCUUGUCGCACAGAUCUGAAACAUGACAUUUAAA